Filobasidium floriforme is the source of this 1405-nucleotide messenger RNA. Its product is annotated as Ribokinase-like protein. Lineage: Eukaryota; Fungi; Basidiomycota; Tremellomycetes; Filobasidiales; Filobasidiaceae. The record is from RefSeq and is a predicted model, not a curated record. Gene Ontology annotation, biological process: metabolite repair. Gene Ontology annotation, molecular function: ATP-dependent NAD(P)H-hydrate dehydratase activity. The transcript is spliced from 8 exons. Bases 201 to 1286 code for a protein of 361 amino acids.
GUUUCUCUUGAUUACGUCAGCGGUUCGACUCUACGUCAUCUCCUAGCCUUUGACAACGUCGGUCGAAGGCAUAAAUGGUAUAUUCUCGAUCAUAUACCUUGAACCUCUUCCUCAUUAUCCUCUACAUUCCCUGCAGUCAAUAGUCUUGACGCACAAACCACCUCAUACUUUCAUACCUACCGGCCAGCUACAUCGCCACCAUGUCCGCCCAACACAAACACAUCGUCGACAUCCUCUCCACCAAGCUCAUCCCCCCUCUCUCUACCAAGCUUCAUAAAGGUCAAGCCGGUCGGAUUGGGGUCUUGGGUGGAUCAGGAGAUUACACGGGCGCCCCGUUCUUCUCCUCCAUGGGAGCUUUGCGAUUCGGUGCCGACCUUGCACACGUCAUCUGCGAACCUAAAGCCGGAGCCGUGAUCAAGACUUAUUCACCCGACUUGAUCGUACACGGAAUCCUGGACCCGAACCGCAGCUUGGAAGAUAUCAAGCAGGAGAUGAAGGGGAUCUUCGAACGGCUCCACGUCCUGAUCAUCGGACCCGGUCUCGGUCGAUCAGAUCACACCCAGAAUUGCGCGAGGGCCGCUUUCGAACUGGCCAAAGAGAGCGAUAUCGGGGUCGUGGUGGAUGCUGAUGGGUUGUUCUUGGUCGCUAACGAUCCUUCGGUCAUCAUGGACUGGCCUGGGACACCUCGAGUCGUCUUGACGCCGAACAUCAUGGAAUUCAAGCGGUUAUGCGAGAAGAUGCAAAUCGACACCAAAGCCGACCCAGACACCCUAUGCCCUCAACUCGCUCGCGCUCUGCAGAACACGACCAUCCUCCAAAAAGGCGCCUUUGACAUCGUCUCCAACGGCUUGGAACUGCCCUCGGCUUUACUCCCCGAGAACCAGCGUAACAGUAAGAAGGGCAAGAGGGAGAUCUUGAAGAACGAGGUCAAGGGUGGUUUGAAGCGAUGCGGAGGUCAGGGAGAUAUUCUGAGCGGGAGCGUCGGGGUGUUGUUGGCUUGGGGUACCGAGUGGGUCAACGGGACGUACGCCGAGGCCGGUCACCCGGCCCCUUCGAAAGAUUCGCAUUUCGGGGAACACCUCGCCCUCCUCGCCGCCUACGGCGGAUCAACCUUCAACCGAACAUGUUCCCGCCGAACGUUCGAGCUCAAGGGUAGGAGCAUGCAGACGCAAGACAUGUUGCCCCUCAUCAACGACGUCUUUGUCGAGGUCUUUGGCGGGGAGGAUGUCAGGAGCGACGAGGCUGCCGAAUAUUUUCAGGACGGUGGAGCCGAUUACAUUCAGUGAGCGAGGAUUGAGGGCGAGGUUGUGAUUUGCAGGAACGAGGUAGACGUAGAGAUGUAUCCGCAGCAGAAAAGUGUAGCACACAUGAACGAGACUAGGACUGCACUGCCCGACCAAUCGAC